This is a messenger RNA of Protobothrops mucrosquamatus (brown spotted pit viper), 2637 nucleotides long. Its product is annotated as vomeronasal type-2 receptor 26-like. The transcript has 6 exons. Gene Ontology annotation, cellular component: membrane. Gene Ontology annotation, biological process: G protein-coupled receptor signaling pathway. NCBI's taxonomy places the organism in Eukaryota, Metazoa, Chordata, Lepidosauria, Squamata, Viperidae. The record is from RefSeq and is a predicted model, not a curated record. Gene Ontology annotation, molecular function: G protein-coupled receptor activity. Bases 1 to 2637 code for a protein of 878 amino acids.
AUGACAAUAAUGAUGCUUCUUUUGUUCCUGUUCUUUAUUACAUGCAAAUUGUAUGCUUUGAAUUGUACCGUGCCUGAUGACCCAUUUCCUAUACCCCAUCACUUUGCUCAGCCAGGAGAUGUUAUCAUUGGUGCAAUUCUCUCUCAAGCUUUCUUCUUCUACAAUAGCCCUUCCUUCAGAGAAGAACCCUCCCAGAUGUUGAUCAAUGAAGUGAUUUAUGAACUUAAAUCAUAUCAGCAUAUCCUUGCUUUGGUGUUUGCUGUCAAGGAGAUCAAUAGGAACCCUGAGCUCUUACCAAACAUCACUUUGGGUUUCCACAUUGUGAACAACUACUUUAUUGAGAGGAUAACCUAUAAGGCAAUUCUGAGCUUAGUUUCUCCAAAGCAGAAGUUUCUUCCAAACUUUUCUUGUGAUUUAACAAAAACAUUUAUUGUUGCCUUUGGUGGACGUUUGACUGUGGCCUCCUCCAUUAUGGCCACUGUUCUUGUCAAUUACAAGAUUCCACAGCUUGUCUAUGGAACAUUUUCCCCAGUACAUGGUGACAAAGAUAUAUUUUCAAUCUUGUACCAAAUGGUCCCAAAUGAAAUCCAUCAGUACACUGGUAUUAUUCAAUUACUUCAGCAUUUUGGAUGGAUUUGGAUUGGGAUCAUAGCUGUGGAUGAUGACUAUGGAGAUAUGUUUUUGCAGAGAAUUGGACCAUUGCUUUUCCAAAAUAACAUUUGUUAUGCUUUCAUGCUUAGAACACCAAAGAAAGCAUAUAUGGAUGAAUAUACACAGCUGAUUUCAGUGCAGUUAAGAUAUGAUCAACUCUUUAUCGAUGAUAAAGUAAAAGUGUGUUUAAUCUAUGGAGCACCACCAUCCAUGCAAAAUCUGAGAAUUAUCAUCCUUUUAGCAUCUUUUUUUUCAUGGCCGCCUUUGGGUAAAGUGUGGAUUGUUACAUCCCAUUGGAAUUUUGGAUCACUGCCAUUUCAAAGACUUUGGGAUAUGCAGAGUUUCCAUGGUGCCCUUUCAUUCACAGUUCCCUCAAAAGAGCCACCUGGAUUCCAAGAAUUUCUUCAGACUGUAAGGCCAUCCUGGGCAAAAGAAGAUAAUUUCAUUCAGAAUUUUUGGGAACAGGCAUUUGGCUGCCCAUUACACAUUUCCAGUAUAAAUGAAGAUAACAAGUUAUUGUGCACUGGGGAUGAAAAGUUAGAGAGCUUGCCAACUACAUUCUUUGAUAUGAACAUGAGUGGUCACAGUUACAACAUUUACAAUGCAGUCUAUAUUGUGGCUCAUUCUUUGCAUGUUUUAUUAAAGUCCAGGUCCAGAUAUAGACAUUUAAUGGGAAGAGAGCAAUUAAUAUUUCAUAAUUUAAAACCAUGGCAGUUUCAUUCUGUCUUGAAAAGCAUUGUAUUCAACAAUACGAUGGGAGACACUAUCAGUUUUGAUGGAAACAGAGAAUUGAUUACAGACUUUUAUGUUGUAAACUGGAUUAUUUUGCCCAAUAAUUCCUUUUCUCGAGUCAAGGUUGGAACAUUGGCACCUCGGGCUCUACCAGGCAGAGAAUUAACUCUCAGUGACAAUCAAAUUGUAUGGCACAGAAGCUUUAACCAGAUGCUGCCUGUCUCUCUUUGUAAUGACCACUGUGAUCCAGGCUCCAGCAGAAAGAAGAAGGAAGAAGAGAAAUUUUGCUGCUAUGAUUGUGCACCUUGUCCAGAAGGGCAGAUCUCUGACAAAAAAGGUGGGACAAAAAAAGAUAUGGAUGCUUGCAUGAAAUGUUCAAAAAAUCAAUAUCCCAACAAUAUGCAAAAUCAAUGUAUUCCCAAAGUGCUUACCUAUCUCUCUUAUAAUGAACCUUUGGGAAUCGUCUUUAUUACAUUGGCUAUUGUUUUCUCUUUGCUUACAGUCCUUGUUCUUGGAGUCUUUUGGAUGCAUCGAGAAACUCCAAUUGUUAGAGCCAAUAACCAAAGCCUCACUUGUAUCCUCCUCCUUUCCCUUCUUCUCUGCUUCCUCUGCUCCUUCCUCUUCAUGGGAAGACCUGAAAAGAUUACUUGUCUUUUACGGCAAACAACUUUUGGCAUUAUCUUCUCAGUGGCCCUUUCAUCUAUAUUGGCAAAAACCAUGACUGUGGUUCUGGCAUUUAUGGCAACCAAACCAGGCUCUGGAAUGAGGAAAUGGGUAGGGAAAGGACUGGCCAAUUCUAUUGUCCUUUUGGGUUCUUUCAUCCAGGUGGGGAUUUGCAGUCUUUGGCUGAGCACCUCUCCCCCUUUCCCAGAUACAGACCUGCACUCACUGAAGGGAGAAAUCACAAUGGAAUGCAAUGAAGCUUCGGUGAUCAUGUUUUACUGUGUCUUGGGUUAUAUGGGCUUUCUGGCUAGUUUGAGCUUUACCAUUGCUUUCCAAGCCAGGAAACUGCCCAGCAGUUUCAACGAGGCCAAGUUCAUCACUUUCAGCAUGUUGGUCUUUUGCAGCGUUUGGCUUUCAUUUGUUCCAACCUAUCUGAGCACCAAAGGGAAAUACAUGGUAGCUGUGGAGAUCUUUUCUAUCUUAUCCUCCAGUGCUGGUUUAAUGGGAUGUAUAUUUUGUCCCAAAUGCUAUAUCAUUCUGUUGAGACCUGAGAUGAACAAGAAGGAACAUUUAAUAAGGAAAGAAAAGUAA